GCCGGGAGCCGAGCAGCCGCCAGCUCGGUCUCCCAGCCGCCGCGCGAGGGACGCUGCGUGUCUGCCCGCAGCCUGGCCCUGCUCCGAAGUGGCGGGAAGGCGCCGCGGCGGGCGGAAGAGACGCUGCCUGUGGGGUUGCUGCGUUGUUGUUUUUUGGCGCGCGUUUUGGGAAGGCGCCGCUUCCGACGGGGAGACGGGAUAAAUAAAAGAAGGAGGCUGGUGUCGCCGGGUCGCCCUCGUGCCAGCCUCCCAGAGAAGGAAGGAAGGGACUCUUCUCAGGAAGGCUUCUGGAGGAGCGGCAGGGCUGAGUCUUCAAUCAAAUAUUUGUUUGCCUGGUUCAAGAUGUGAACUGUUCACCCAUCCACAAUGCUCACAGAUUACGAUUUAAUUCCAGCUCUAGCAUUUUCUUGGACAGACUAGCAGAUGGUACGCGAACAGUAUACUACAACAACACCAGGUACUAACCUACAGAGACCAGAAACACAAUAUGUCUACAACGUUGGCAUCUACGGUUGGAGGAAGCGUUGCCUUUAUCUCUUCGUCCUCCUCCUAAUCAUCAUCCUAGUUGUGGAUCUCGCUCUGACCAUUUGGAUUCUUAAAGUGAUGUGGUUUUCUCCAAUUGGAAUGGGAUACCUUUAUGUUCAAAGUGAAGGACUUUGGCUAGAACGGGAGUCAGAAUUUUUAUAUCCUUUAUAUGCCAAAGAAGUUCACUCUAGAAAGGACUCACCUCUGCUUUUGCAAUCCACUCAUAACGUGACUCUAAAUGCACGCAAUCCAGAUGGGAACGUCACAGGCAGAUUAAGUGUGGGUCCAGACAUGGUACAAUUUGAUGGUCAGGAAUUUCAGAUCAAGUCCAUGAAUCUGGAUGGAAAGCCUCUGUUUACAGUGGAUGAAGAUGAAGUUGCCAUCGGUACAGACAGACUUCGAGUCACAGGGCCAGAAGGAGCUCUUUGUGAACAUUCUAUAGAAACACCGCUCAUUAAAGGUGUUAGAGGUCUUGACAACGCGAAAGAGCUGAGGCUUGAAUCGCCAACUCGGUCUCUCACCAUGGAUGCCCCACGAGGGGUUAAUAUUAAAGCCGAAAGUGGGACUAUUACGGCUCUUUCUCAUCUGGAUAUCAAGUUGCAGAGCAGCGAUAGCAUGCUUAUGCUUAAUGCUGGACUGCGGCUGCCCAAAUUGCCUCAAGGAACAAGCGGAGAUUCUGAGAUAUCCUUUGGGCUCUAUGAAGUCUGUGUUUGCACAGAUGGAAAGUUGUACUUGGCAGUGGCUGAUGUCGUUUCCACUUGCCUGUAUUAUAGUCAGGCUUGCGAGAUGAGCAGCUAACACCCCACACUGCGUGCUUCCAGGAUGCUGCUAUUUUCAUGUGGGAUUCGGUCACAUACAGGCAAGCUCAGGUUUUGCAGUUGAAGUUGGUGCCCUUCCACACGUACCCAUUUCCCCAAAACUAUCAGACUUCUUGUGACA
This is a messenger RNA of Podarcis raffonei (Aeolian wall lizard), 1464 nucleotides long. It is a transcript of the gene SGCG, whose product is annotated as sarcoglycan gamma. The transcript is spliced from 9 exons. NCBI's taxonomy places the organism in Eukaryota, Metazoa, Chordata, Lepidosauria, Squamata, Lacertidae. Gene Ontology annotation, cellular component: sarcoglycan complex; sarcolemma. Bases 424 to 1323 code for a protein of 299 amino acids. Gene Ontology annotation, biological process: cardiac muscle tissue development; heart contraction. The record is from RefSeq and is a predicted model, not a curated record.